GAAUCACUCACAUGAUUCGUCAAUCGGAUUAUUUACUGCAAUAUCCAUAGAAACGUUCCAUAGCAUGAUGUUUCUGAAGGCUUUAGAGCUGAUUUCUUUAAACCUGGUAACACAAGAAAAACUGAGGCUUUGCUGGCCUUGACGGUGAGCUACUGGCCUAUAUAUACCAAAUGGGGGCCACUAAAGGUAGCAUAAUUGAAGUGGGUCAAGUGGAAAUAAGUGCAAUGAGGUAAUGUGCCUUUCGUCGGUCCUCAGGUGUUUCAUUAUUUCUCUUUGACAGAUACUUGUGGAUAUUCUCGGUCAUCCAGGUCUUCAUAAUAAUCUCCAAAGCAGUUUUAAAAAUAGGCAAUUGGACUCACCCCAAGUUAUUUGAAGACGUUGGCCACUUUACUGGACACCACACCCACCUUUGGGGUGGAUAUAUAAAUACCUGCAACACCCCACCAGGACAGUAGAACUGAUGAAGCUUCUUGGAUGAGAAGCGAAACGUCUUCAGUUUACUUGGUGAAGAAGGAAAAAGACAGGAAACCAGAGGCACACAUUUAUCACACAUUGCUUCCUGCUAACUAGCAGCCCAUCACAGCUUCAGACCUUGAGACAGAUUCUUGGCAGGAAACUGUCUGUGACACUCACAACAUCUGCAGUCAUGGACGCAGCAGCAUUAUGCUCAGUGGCAGCCUUGCUCACGGUUGUUCCCAACCAAUCCCAGUUCUUCCAACACGAGUCAGUGACUCUGAAGUGUCAGCCUCUGGGAAACCUCCUGGAUUGGAAAGUGAUGAGGAACACGUCCAAACAUACCAACAAAGAGUGUCUCAGCUCAGGCAACAGCACCGACAAAUCCAGCUGCUUCCUGGAUUACCUCAUCCCGUCAGACUCUGGGGUUUAUUGGUGUGAGUCCGGACCAGGGUUCUACAGCAACACCAUCAACAUCUCUGUCACAGGUGGUCAUGUGAUCGUGGAAGUUCCAGUCUUUCCUGUGGUUGAGGGAGCCAACGUGACUUUGUUCUGCAAAGGCAGAGAUUCCCCCUCGCUCUACUCCUCCAACAGCCUGACGGGGACUUUCUACAAGGACGGGGCUCUGGUGGAGAGCAGCUCGGCAGGAAUUUUGACCAUCCACAAUGUCUCCAAGUCAGACGAAGGACAUUACAGUUGUGCCUCAGGAAAGGACACGUCUCCUGAAAGCUGGCUCACUGUCACAGUGACCACAGGAGGGAGCACCGUAGCAGCAGGAAAGUGUGGCCUCGACCACUGUAUGGAGCUGUGUUUGUUGUCAGGUCAGUGUGUGGGUGUCUGUGAUGAGAAAAGAAAUCUUCAAAGACCUCAAACCUGUCUCCUGUGCAUCCUGCUGCCUGUCGUGGUCGUGUUACCGACCUCAACGUUGUUGAUGCUGUUCUGCUUCCACAGACGCCGAAAAGUGAAAAAAGCUGAUGUUUUGUACACAGACAUCAUCAUCACCCCGGUUGUCCAGCGUAAGCAGCCAAGCAGCGAUGUGGAUGGGGUUUUCACUGUCUACUCAACACUCAAGCCAGAGCUUCAGAACAUGAGGCAGGGGCUGCAGCCCAGAGCCUAAACCUGGUCCUGGUCCCCGUGCUAGUCCUGGUCCUGGUCCUGGUCCUGGUCCUGGUCCUGGUCCCCGUGCUAGUCCUGGUCCUGGUCUCCUUCGUUCCUUAUUCCUACCUGUUUAUUCUCUUAAUUUCUCUGAGGAUGUUUUGUUUCUUGUUUUCUUUUUUUUUUUUUAUGUGUUUAAAGUCUUUGUUCAUCAGGAGUUCUAAGAAUUGUUACAGCAUUUCAACUUCAGUAGGUGGCAGUAAAGUGAACACCUGUGAGUCUUAGGUGUGUAUUUGUGUCAUUUGCCUGUCUAAUGUAAUAAACAUUCACAUGA
Molecule: messenger RNA, 1882 nt
Organism: Cynoglossus semilaevis (tongue sole)
Lineage: Eukaryota; Metazoa; Chordata; Actinopteri; Pleuronectiformes; Cynoglossidae
Exons: 8
Coding region: 647-1570 (307 amino acids)
Biological process (GO): cell surface receptor signaling pathway; immune response
Cellular component (GO): external side of plasma membrane
Molecular function (GO): transmembrane signaling receptor activity
Source: RefSeq, a predicted model, not a curated record